Zingiber officinale is the source of this 4961-nucleotide messenger RNA. Its product is annotated as protein PUTATIVE RECOMBINATION INITIATION DEFECT 1. Gene Ontology annotation, biological process: meiotic DNA double-strand break formation. NCBI's taxonomy places the organism in Eukaryota, Viridiplantae, Streptophyta, Magnoliopsida, Zingiberales, Zingiberaceae. The transcript is spliced from 9 exons. The coding region runs from base 150 to 4073 and encodes 1307 amino acids. The record is from RefSeq and is a predicted model, not a curated record.
CCGGGACGUUCACUGCCUUCACAACGAGCGCGGCGGCGCCAUCAGUGAAUUAUUGUUACCCGAGGGGCCGAAGUGAAUAUUUUGUCCCACUCAAAAUUGCGCCAUUUCUAUUCUCGCUCUCCACUCUCCACUCUCCACCAAUCUCAUCGAUGCGCCGCGACGGAGUAGUCUUCCAAGAAGAAGGCGGAGAAGGAUGGCAGAUGGAGUUGUUCGACGAAGAUGCUGACGAGGAUCGUGAGAUGGCCGGGUGCGGGAAGGGGCACCGGCCGUCGAUGUCGGUUGCGACGUCCGAGGGCGGCGUGAUCUGCCUCGCUUGCCUCUCAGCGCUGCUCUCCGAUCCACGCGCCCUCACUCACCACGUGUCCUACGCCCUCUCUCAGCUGUCCACCGCAAUCCGUUGCCCCGACUUCGUUCGCCGCCUGGCCGGCCGUCAGCCUCACCUUAUCGUGUCCCCCCUUGUGCGGGCGCUCGCAUCCUUCGAUGACGAGCCUCUCGCACGCCAGUUGAUCGACCUUGUCUCCGAUCUUUCCGAGUGCGGACUUCCCCGCUCCGUGUUUGGGGAUUUUGUCUCUCGCGUCUCGGAUUUCAUCUCAUCAGGCGGGCUUGCUUGGAGCCGACGGCAAUUCUUCAUGCUGCAUUGCUUGGGAGUGUUGCUUAAUUCUCGCCAGGACUGUAACCCAGCAGCCCAUAUUAGAGAUAAGGCCGCCCUUUUCUCAAUACUUGUCACGGGUCUUCAGUUGCCAAGUGAAGAGAUUCGGGGGGAGAUCCUGUUUGUGCUUUAUAAGAUGUUUCUUCAACAGGUUAUGCCAUGGACUGAUGAGAGCAACUCUGAACAUGAUUACUCAUUAAAAGAAGAAUCAUUACUGAAACUUGCGCUUGAAACUUUGCUCAAGGCCCAAAAGGACGAUGUUCGCACAAAUUGCAUAGCAUUGCUUUUGGUGUUAGCUCAGCGGGGUGUUUUCGAGAACUUGUUUGGAAAUAGCCGAUUGCUUAGUUUGAACAGUGAAAGGGUUAAGCCAAUGAAAGAAGAUGGAUUGCUCCUGUCUUCAUCUCUUGUUGACAUGUUUGCUGAUGCUAUUAAAGGUCCUCUGCUUUCUUCUGAUAUCCAAUUGCAAACUAACACCUUGGACUUGAUCUUUCACACUGUCUCAUCUGGUUUUAGUUCUGUGAAACAAAUUCAAGCUCUAAUUGAAAAGGACAUUGCAGAUUAUGUUUUUGAAGUACUCAGAUUGUCAGGAAACCAAGAUUCUGUCAUCAUUUCUUGCCUUCAUAUUCUUGAUAUUUUAGCAACUGCUGAUGAAGCCUUUGUACAUAGACUUGCAGUAGGUUUUAAUAUAUUGCUUCCAGUCUUACGGUAUGUAAUUGAGAUACCUCUCCAUCCAGCUCAAAAUCAUGCUCUAAAACUUGUUUGGACUUGCAUCACACAUUGCCCAGGAAUUAUGUCCAUUUCUCAAGUAGAGGAAUUAGCAGGGAUCUUGGCACAACUUUUCAAAAGGAAAGCUACAGUUGAGCUUCCUAUUGUUUCUGAAGCUUUCACCUUGGCCUGCUUGACAUUUGUGGAGCUUCUUAAAUCACCAUCUUCCUGCAAUAUAAAUCAAUUAGCACCCUUGAUACAAGAGGCAUCUAGAAAUGCCAUCAUUUCAUCUAUUUCAUCUCAGGAAGAUUCAGUCAUAUUUUUAUACUCACUCUACCUCGUAAAAGAAUUGUACUCGUCUAUUGUUGAAGAAUGUUCCAUAACAUGUGCUAAACAGGAACUGGAGAAGCAGAUUACUGAAACUUGUGAAAAAUAUCUACUACCUUGGCUUGCAAGAGUCAUUGAUGAAAUGCAAGAUGAGGAAAUCGUACUGGGUAUUCUUGAAACUUUUCAUCUAAUAUUACUAAAAGGUUCUGAAAUUGUAGCCCGAUGUUUUGCUGAAUUUUUGGUUUCAUCAUCUUGGUUCAGUUUAGCAUUUGGUUGUUUGGGAUUCUUUCCCACAGCGAAGAUGAAAACAAGAAUAUAUAUGAUGCUAAGUUCAGUUAUUGAUCUACUUUUAGGCCCUGAUCUUGGGGAACCUAUCAGAGAUUGCUAUCUCAAUCUUCCUUGCGAUCCUCUAGAACUGAUAUAUCUACUUGGUCAGAGCAACUUACAAGAUUCAUUUCUUGCUAGCUGUCAGAGUGCUGUUCUUAUGUUGCUAUAUGUCAGCUCAUUAUAUGAUGAUAGGCUUACUGAUGGGAGUCAAUUAUUGGCUUCUUUGGAGCAAUAUAUUCUUGUUAACUACAAUAACUUGUCAUCUGGAGCUACUCAUCCUAUGAUAGGUUCUCAGUUGGUGCAUCUUUAUGCUCUUGUCAGAAGUGAUACAUUGAACUAUAAAAUACCAUACAGUGCAGAGGUAGAAAAGUCUAUCUUCAAUUUGAUAGCUCAAAUGAAUUGGGAUUUGCUCUCUAUAGACCUACAUCCAAGAGCAUUAAAAUGGCUUUUCCAGCAGGAAGAAAUCUCGACACCACUCUCUUUCCUGAUCUUGAAUGUCUGCCGAUCAUAUAGCACAAACAAGGAUCAAAUUUGUCUGCGAGCAAAUUCUAUUAAACUACUAGAUAUCCAGAUGAUAGCAGAACUAAUAGUUUCUGGAGAUAACUUUGUUAUCCAAUUGAUGCUAUCAUUACUAGUAGAAGGGUUAGAAGAAGACAGGAAAAAUGAUAUAGUACAUUUGAUAACUGCCAUGACAGACAUCCUAAAUAUCUUUCCUAGGGCAUCUAAUGAGUUCAUUUUGCAUGGCAUUGCUGAAACACUCCGGAAGGUCUUUUACUCUGUAUACUUCAAUCAGAUUGAAACCUGCAGCCUCUUAAUUUUCAAUGUCCUUUAUUUGGCAGAUCAUGCAGCUCUUUGCCAAGAUGAAGAUUGGCGUGGAAUCAUACUGAAGUUGCUUGAGCAUUUGAAGGCUAAAUUAACUUCCUCCACGUUUGGCCAAGAAGAGAUCCUGAUAAUUGCUAUUUUUAGUCUCAUCCUGCACUAUUCCACCAGACAAAUACUUGUGGAAGCAUCAAAAGCUAUACUACUGGACAAGUCACUAGCCUUGGCGCUUGAGAGAAUUGUACAUACAUCAUGUGGAAAAGGUCCGACAUUAGUUUCUUGUGAUGAGGAUACGCCAGCAGGAGAGACCUUAAUUUUUGUUCUUUUACUAUAUUUUUUCACUUUGAGAAGUUCUCAUAUCAUUUUCUCGGGAGCUAUGAAUUGGCAGGAGUUUUUUCAAUCAUCUGAUGAAGUUCAUGGAUCAUCAGUCUUCUGUAUCAAAUGUCAUGAUAUAUGUAGGCUGUUGCACUUCGGACCUACAGUUGUGAAGUUGGUUUCUUCACAUUGUCUGAUGGAGCUGCUGACCAGAAUUUCGGAUCAGAGGGGAAAAAGUAAUAAUAAUCUAAAGUUAUCUAUGAAAUAUCUAGAAUCUAUUAUGACUGUUACAGAAGGCUUGCUUUUCUAUGAAGACUUUUCAACUGCCACAGCUUGUCGUGUUUGUCUUUCAAGACUUUUAGGGUGGGAAAAGUUGGGGGUGCUGGAGAAGAAGGUGAUCAGAAAUUCCAGAUGGUUUAGGAUUAUCAUGGAGGAAUUAGCAAUGGCUUUAGCUGCACCUAGUUUAGCAUCAAGAUCUUUCAUAAAUCAACACAAGCCUGCAGCUCAUGUCGCCAUCAUUUUACUCCAACUGAAUGAAUCACCUCCAUGGUUGAACUCAGUGUUCAGUAGUUCAUGUAUCUCUGGGAUACUUGGCAACCUUUCAGCAUGUAAUUUGACGCCAGAUAUGGUUAAGCUUUUUAAGGAAUUGACUAUAAGGAAAUAUAUGAACAAAGAGCAGGUCGAUACUAUUCAUCACUUGUUCCAGGUUUGCAGAAAGCAAGUAUACACAGAUAGCUUUGGAGAGCAGACUCCGAAGGAGGAUCUUCCCAAAGCAAUAAAAAACCAUGACGAUAUGGGUGAUAUCUGCAAUGUGCUUAUCCAACUUAUGCUGUCGUCGAAUAAGUACUGCAAUGAGAGUAAGCCAGAGCAUGAAAAGUUGUUAGAAGAAAUAGAUAUGUUCUUUCAAAUUUCAACUACCGUCAUGGAAUAGAUUCCAGGUCAGCCUCUCCGUUUUUCUUGUUUCUUUGUUUGUAGAUUGCAAGUUCCCUCACUAACCUUGUUUGUCACAUUAGGCAACCAUAGAGAAUCUUGUCUUUGACGCAAAGAUCUAAUUUUUCUUUCCUUUUGAAGAAAACAAAAAUGUGUAGAGGAAGCAUGGUAAUUUUUAUCAUCAUACCCAUAAAUUAUACGGACCUACAUCACUUUUGUCUUUUUUUUAAAAAAAGAAAAAGUGUUAGAAGCGCAAUCAUAAAAGUUAUUGUUUUAGAUUUCAUCUAAUGUGAUACGAAAUCUAAUGCUCAUGUGAUCGAUCUCCCCUCUCUCACCCUUCGGCAAUCUUGUCUGACAUCCGUCCAUGGCAUCUCUGGCACGCUUCAUCUCCGGCGCGUCCUCUCCAACUAGUCCUUCAUGAGUUCUCCGGCGUUCCUUCGCGUGCCCUCGACGGUGACGUCCUUAGCCUUGUCUCUAGUGGCCCCAGCCUUGUCUCUGUCCUUAGCACUCUCUUUGGCGUUCCUAAGUCAUUGGUUCUCUUCGAUGUCUGUGAGUUAGUGUGCCUGAGCUCCUUCUCUUCGGAAUUCAGCUUCUCUCCUGCGUUGUCAUUGUGCCCUAGCUCUCCGCCAUCCACGAUCACUCCUUCGAGCGUCGUUUGUUCGCUCCUCUCCAUCACAAGGUAAAACUUUCUCCUUCGAGGUCGUGUAUUCUUGCAAGGCUGUGUAUUCUUGCAAGGCUGCCUAUGAUCUCGCAUUGCGCUUGUAGGCUGGAUUUGCUUCUAAGGCUAUUGUGCUUUCGAACCCACUGUGCUAGUGAGCCUCGCUAACCUUGUAGUGUCAUUUAAUGAUAUUAUGUGUAUGUUCCAUGUAUAUUUGGAUUUUUAGAACAA